This is a messenger RNA of Cryptomeria japonica (Japanese cedar), 1866 nucleotides long. RefSeq names its product probable BOI-related E3 ubiquitin-protein ligase 3. Gene Ontology annotation, molecular function: ubiquitin-protein transferase activity. The transcript is spliced from 4 exons. NCBI's taxonomy places the organism in Eukaryota, Viridiplantae, Streptophyta, Pinopsida, Cupressales, Cupressaceae. The record is from RefSeq and is a predicted model, not a curated record. The coding region runs from base 556 to 1626 and encodes 356 amino acids.
ACGCGGCCAACUUCCCUCGGUUAUUUCAGCUGCUUUUAUUUUACUUUGUGUUGGAUUACUUUAUUUUCAUCUGAUGAGAAAUUAUUCGGUUUCCGCGGGAUAUUUUCAAGAAUUUGCAGCGGUACGGUGGCGUUUGGAUAAAAUGUUGAAUUAAUAGUUGGCACGAAUGGAAUGGAUUUGUACUGUGCAUUAUCUUUAGUGCUGAAAUCGCAGUUAAAGGUUUUGUUGUGGCUGUGGUUGAGAAAUCGUCGGGACGAGGGAAGAUAUUAAAGGAGAAGGUAACAGAAAGAGCGGUGGGAAACUCGGAGAAAAACAGGGGUGAUCUGGUUUUUGAAAAAAUACAGAUGCAGUUUACGGAUUUUAUGAUUUUUUGUGGGAUUUAAUUAGGUUGUGGAGGUUUUUAAGUAAAGUUUCGGUUACAGUUAAAGGCAGAGGCGGUGGCGGAUCGAACUCGUGACAUUUAAUUAGGAUUAGGAGAGGAAAAGAAAAGAAGAUCUUUGGGGAAAGGAAAAGGAAAAUUCUUCCCGCAGUUUUUCUAGGUUUGAGUUUCUGGAGAUGGCAGUGCAGGCGGAGUAUCCGUCUGAUGUGCUGGUGUUGCCGGAAACGGCGUGCAACAGAAUGAGGAAUUUGAAUGAAGAGGAGAGGAAUUUUGUGCGGUCUGGCGCUGUGAAUGUAGAUGUUGCAGUCCCGGCUUUCAAAAUGAUGCCGCCGGAUGGGGUUUCCAGCCGGCCUCUGCAAUCAUUUCCGCUGGAGGGCUCUGUGCACGCCAUGGCAACAGGUUGGCCGUCUUAUACAGCCAUGCCUGAGUUAAGUCCAAGCCCAAACAUGUGGAUGUGUAGGAGAGAAUCAGAUCCGCUCCUGAACUUUUUUCCUUCGGAAGGAUUCAAGGCCACUUCCUUGAACUUGCAGCCGAAAUCAUUUGAUUUUACAGGCUUGAGGCUCAGCGUUCAAGAGGAUCACUCAAAUGCAACUAGUAGGAAAGAAUUGAACAAUAAUAACAAUAGCAUAUUAUAUGCAAGCAAUAAUCUGGCUACUGAGAUUCAACGCCAGAAGGAGGAGAUGGAGCAGUUUAUCAGAGUGCAGGAAGAAGGAAUGAGGCGAAGCCUAUUGGAAAGGACAGAAAAGCAGUCCAAGGCGUUGCUGUGCGCUGCUGCAGCGGCAGUCACACGGAAGCUACAGGAGAAAGAUUUAGAGCUUCAUCACUUGAAGCGCAAGAAUUUGGAGCUGGAAGAUCAAAUCAGAGGUCUCGCGAUCGAAACCCAGGGCUGGCAGAAGCGAGCCAAGAACAACGAGGCCAUGGCCGUCGCCCUCAAACUCCAGAUUGACCAAAUAAACAAAGAAGGAAGCGGAGACAGCGAAGAGGAGGCCAUGAAUACUGCCAUUGCCAACAUGUCCUCUUCUUCCUCGUGCCAAGUAAUUCCCAGCAAUAACAACAAUAAUAUUUACAUGGAAAACCUAGUUCUGGAGAUGCAGAGGAAAUGCAGGGUUUGCAGGCAAAACGAGAUGUGCAUAUUACUGUUGCCCUGCCGUCAUCUAUGCCUGUGUAAGCUUUGUGACAGCAAAAUAGACGUUUGUCCACUUUGCUCUGCCUUGAAAACUGCAAGCGUUCAGGUUCAAAUAACAUAAUAAUUUUGAUCAGACUGGCCUUCCCUUUUCUUGGAAAGCCAUUAAGUUUUGCUCACAUAUUCAUGGUAGAAUAUAUUUUUUGUUCUUUACUCGUUUUCAUGCUGGUUAACACGGGUAGUCGAGAAUUUGAUGAUUUUGAUACUGCGAUAACUCACGUGCCUGGUUAAUGGUUUAGGUGGCAAUUUUUCAAUGCGUUGUAAAUUAAUAGGUUUUUGUUUCAAUUUAUAAUUUUUUGGACCA